AUGACAAGCCACGUGGGGGAAGCAGCUAUCGCCAGGCUUCCUGAACUUUUCUCUCAAGCAGCCACGUGGACUCCGCAUAUUGCUACUGGUGGAAUGUAUUUCCCCUCUCAAUCCAACCGCUGGCUCAACGGGACCACCGUUCUAUUUUUUCCAACUUAUGUGAGAGUCGUGCCAUCAGAGUUCUACUACACCAAUGAAACCCUGGGCCGAAGCCAAACCCAACCCAAGGGGAAAGGCAUGGGCUCUACCGUUGGUUUAGUUAGAAGUAAACGGCCGAGGCAGAAAAUACACCACCACGCCUCUUCACUCUCCGCCCUUUCCCUCGUCUUAAUCCUCUUAUUCCUUCUCAGAAUGGAGAACUUCAACAACGACGAUCUCGAGUACGUCGGCGACUACUACGACGACGACGUACCUGACUUCCAAGAUGAUCACAAUUCCGACGACAUUGUUCCUCAGCAACCCUCCUGUGGCGAUUCUCACGACUCCGACUUCGACUUCGACGAUGAUUUCCUAACGAGUAGUGCGAAGACUGAUACCACUGCUUCCGAAGCUAGAAACGGGAAAGAUAUCCAGGGAAUCCCCUGGGAGAGGCUUAAUUACAGCAGGGAUAAGUAUCGCGAGACGAGACUGAAGCAAUAUAAAAAUUACGAGAACCUCUCUCGUUCACGCCUCCACCUUCAUAAGGAGUGCUUGAACGUGCAGAAGGGGAAGACCUUCUUUGACUUCUUCUUCAAUACCAGGCUUGUCAAAUCCACAAUUGUGCAUUUUCAGCUGAGAAAUUUGUUGUGGGCAACUUCGAAGCAUGAUGUAUACCUUAUGCAAAACUACUCAGUAAUGCACUGGUCCGCAGUACUACGAAGGGGUAAAGAAGUGCUUAACGUAGCCAAACCAAUCGUUCCAAGCCUUAAGCGUCCUGGAUUUUUAGCUCAGCCUGUCUCCAGAGUGCAAAUAAGCACCAUGGCUGUUAAGGAAAAUCUGAUGGUGGCAGGUGGUUUCCAUGGUGAACUUAUAUGCAAGAAUUUGAAACAUCCUGGAGUUGUUUAUUGUGGUAAAAUAACUACAGAUGAUAAUGCCAUAACCAAUGCUGUGGAUGUUUACCGCAAUCCAGCUGGGUCGUUGAGGGUCAUCACAGCAAAUAACGAUUCCCAAGUUCGGGUUUUUGAUGCAGAGAAUUUUGCUUCUCUUGGUUGUUUCAACUAUGAUUGGUCUGUAAAUAAUACUUCUGUUAGUCCGGAUGGAAAGUUGUUAGCUGUACUUGGGGACAGUACUGAGUGCUUGAUAGCUGAUGCUAACACUGGAAAGAUUACUGGAAGCUUAAAAGGUCACUUGGACUACUCUUUUGCAUCAGCUUGGCACCCGGAUGGACGGAUAUUGGCCACUGGGAAUCAGGACACAACUUGCCGGUUGUGGGACAUUAGAAACCUUUCACAAUCUAUAGCUGUGUUGAAUGGAAGAAUGGGUGCUAUUAGAGCAUUGAGAUUCACAUCUGAUGGACGGUUUUUGGCCAUGGCUGAGCCCGCAGACUUCGUCCAUAUUUUUGACUCGCAUUCUGGCUAUAUACAAGGUCAGGAGAUAGAUCUAUUUGGCGAGAUUGCUGGUAUAUCCUUUAGCCCAGACACAGAAGCUCUAUUUGUGGGCAUUGCUGACCGAACCUAUGGUAGUUUGUUAGAGUUUGUCAGAAAACGUUAUAAUUAUUACCUAGACUCCAUGUUUUGA
Messenger RNA from Sphenostylis stenocarpa, 1716 nucleotides. The record is from the annotation of a GenBank genome assembly. NCBI's taxonomy places the organism in Eukaryota, Viridiplantae, Streptophyta, Magnoliopsida, Fabales, Fabaceae.